AGCGGGUUGCCGUGGCGACGGCGGCGUAUGGGGGAGGGGGGAGGGCGUGGAAGGGCUCCUGCCCCACGGCAGGGGAUGCUGUCCUUGGGGGAGCGCCCCGAGCUUGCCUCUCCCCUCGACUUCUCCUUCUGCUGCAUCAGCUCCAUCAAGGAGCUGCUGAGGGUGCAGCCCCGCGCUGGCCCCUUGCCCCCACAGCCCACCCAUGCUCUGCGCCUCAACAACAACAGCCUGGAGGCCUUGGGGGGGCUGCCCCCCACCCUGGAGCAGCUGCUGGUGACCCCUGCACAGCUCCGCUGGCUCGACCUCUCCUUCAACCGUCUGACUGCCAUCGACCCGGUCCUGACCACUUUCCGUGCCCUGCGGAGCCUCCAGCUGCACGGGAACAGCAUCAGCAGCCUGGCCGAAGUGGACAAGCUGGGUGUCCUGCCCCAGCUGCGUCGCCUCACCCUGCAUGGGAACCCCAUGGAGGAACAGAGGGGCUACAGGAGCUACGUGCUGUCCCUGCUGCCCCACCUCACCUCCUUGGACUUCAGCGGCGUGACCAAGCAGGACCGUGAGGAUGCUGCCAAUGCCAGGCUCCAGCAUGGCAAGAAGAAAUAGGGGGGGCCAGGACACUGAGCCCCCGCUUCAGAGUGAAGUAGGUGGUGGUGGGGGACAUGGGGAGGCAGGGUGGCACCCUGGGGAGAGGGACCUGAAAGUCCCUAGGUGCCACCAGCCCCCCAAGCCUGCCCUGACCCACCCACAAGUGGGAUGUUGCCCUGCUUGGGGGUGGGGAGAGAGGGGGAACAGGACCUGGGCAGUCCCGGGGGGUGUCUGGGGCUUGUCCCUAGGCCCACAGCCCCAUGUCACCCCCUGCCCAGGGGCGUCCUCUCAACCAGGGGACCCCGAUGGAAGACAAGGCUCAACAUCUGCCUUGAAACCUGCGGAGCGGCACCCAGAGACCCCCCACAGGCUCACCCAGGCCUUGGCUGCCUCCUGGGGUGACACUGGGGGUGGGGGUCCUGGGGGGGGGGGGGGGGGGGGGGGGGAGGGGGCAGCUGCCUCCUCUGGACCCCCCCAUCGCCACCCCCCUGUGACUCCCUGCCCCUCCUAAUCAAUGCAGGCCUCAGCUAGGGGGGUGGCAGUUGUGGCUGAAGGCAGAAGGUGGCUCGUGGGGUUGUUUUCUAUAAAAAUGGGCCAAAUCGGGACCAUGGGGUGGGUGCAGGGAUCAGCCCGACACAGCAACAGGAGUGCAGGUCCAGUGGGUCCCAGUAAGCAGCUGGGAGAGUAGAGUGGGGCUCCAUGGACUUUGUCCGG
Molecule: messenger RNA, 1296 nt
Organism: Chroicocephalus ridibundus (black-headed gull)
Lineage: Eukaryota; Metazoa; Chordata; Aves; Charadriiformes; Laridae
Gene: LRRC51
Product: leucine rich repeat containing 51
Exons: 5
Coding region: 28-600 (190 amino acids)
Molecular function (GO): protein binding
Source: RefSeq, a predicted model, not a curated record